CCUUCACUUUGACUCCCACUGACACUUCCAGACACGCAGACAACACACAGAGAAGACACCGUGUGUUGAAAUAUAAGCAGACACGAGAGGGCCGCCAGAUGCGAGAAACCAUGACAGAAACAUGGCUUUCCACGACAGAAAGCGCCGCAGAAGUCAUGAUUCUGCCGUUUACGGCCACCAAUGACUCGAACUUCCUGGACUCGCCUUUUCGUUAUCAACUUUUCCCGACGGCAUAUGGCGUCAUCUUCAUCCUUGGACUCUUUGCCAACAUUUAUGUGCUGUUUGUGCUGCGCCGCCUACGAGAAGCCAAAGCCAUGGGGGAAAUCCGCAUCUACAUGACCAACCUGACCAUCGCAGAUCUCCUCUUCGUGUGUGCCCUCCCCUUCUGGAUUGGCUAUUACAGCCGCCAAGGCACGUGGAUCUACAAAGACUUUCUGUGCCGACUGACCGGCUCGUUGUUCUUCAUCAACACCUACUGCUCCAUCCUCUUCCUUGGCGCCAUCAGUGUCAACCGGUACUGGGCGGUCACCCGGCCUUUAGACGCGGCCUCGUCGGACCACAGGCGCCGCGGAAUCGCCGUUUGUGUUGUCAUCUGGUUGACGACCGUUUCCAUGGCUGUUCCUUUUCUUGCCAGUCCGGGCACCAACCAGGACAGGAACGUCACCCGCUGUUUCGAAGGCUACCAGAAUGGGGAUGACUCGUCCAAAAGAGUGGUGGCCGCCACGCAUUUUGCAAUCGUCGCAAUGUUUUUUGUCGUUUUCGCGCUCGUAGUAGUGUGUAACCUCCUCAUCGCCCGAGCCUUGUUCUCCCAAAGCGCUCCUCUCGCUGAGCUAAAGUCCGGAACGGUUUUAUCCAGGAAGUCCAACAUGACUAUCUCCUCGUCCAGGAGGCCUACAGGGGUGAAACGGAGGGCUGUGCAAAUGCUUAUGGCGGUGGUCGGCGUAUUCGUCCUGUGCUUCCUGCCUCAUCACGUGGUCCAAGGCUUCUGGACGCUGGCGGUACUGCAGAUCCAAGAGGGGUGGGGCCACGUGGACUGGAAUGGCGAGACUGUGCAGACGCUCAACGACGCGCAUCAGUUGACCUUGCUUCUCAUGGGCCUCAACUGCAUUUUGGAUCCGGUGGUGUACUGUUUCGCCACCAGAAAGUUUCGACGGUUCAUCAUGGCUCAUCUGAAGAGGCUGGCGAAGGGCGAGAGCUGCUCCCACACCGUCACCUCGCAGAUCUCUUUGGACAGCCGACACCAGAGUCAGAGACUUCCUGAUGAGCUCCAUCAGCCCGAGCUGCUUUGACUUGAACACACCCAAGAAGUGGCAUAAUAAACGGUAUUGGGUUACACCAGGAGAUCAUGUUUUCUCUAUCCCAUUCAUACAGCCAUUUUUUUAGACUGCUUAUCUUGGGCUGGAGCCUGUCCUGGCUGAUUUUAGGUCAAAGGUUGACUACAACCUUGGACUGGUCGCCAGUCAAACAGAAAGCACAUAGAGAGAGACAACCUUUCGCACUCACAUUCAAACUGUCACUGAGUGGGAACUGAACCAAAGCUGCCUGUACUGAACUCAGGCAGUGUACCACUACGCCAUCAGUGACUGUUCUGUCCAUGCCAUUUGUAAAAUGAAAUGGUACCAAAUAAAGAGAAUACACUGUUGGGAAUAAAUUAGUACAAUUUAGUGGAACAAACAUAACAAUUAAGGUUAUAAAUGUAGGCCAGUGCUUCUCCUAGUGCUUAGGCCAGCAGAAAAGACCUUGUUUCUUCUGACUACCAACCACUGCUUAUUUUUUUAUGUGAAGACUAAAUUGCAUUAAUCCGGCUUCCUGUGUGAAGUGUGCACAGAAAAGAAGAAGUUUUGCAAGCAGAAGUCUGUGGGAUUCUCUGCAAGUCUGACUCUUUAUUUUCACCAAAAGAACUUACAACAAACAAUGUAGUCAGUUAAUGAGGUAAUGCAGUCAGUGCCUUUUAAUGUUUUUAUUUUUGACAUGGCGUCAAUAAAAUAUACAGCAUUUUCCACCAGUCAAGUGCGAGGACGCAGAAGUAAUUCUGUCAAAGUCACGUGUUCCCUUCGGGCAUCUGAUAUUGUGACAUUUUCAGCUCCCUGGUUGAUUAUUCACAGUGACAAAAACAACAGUGGGUUCUCUGCUUUAUUGUAUUCUGAGAAGAUGGCGAGUCUUGCACGUUAUUUUGAGUUGCUUGUGGUGAGUUUUCGUCACCGUAUAGUGACAAUCUCACCGAGCAGUAAGCACACCCUGUGGACUACAGAUAGUCAACUAGUGGUUUUGUAGGUGUUUGUGUGAGUUGGAGUCCACAUUCAGUUGCUCUAUCUGCCUAAUCAGAUGUUCACGGCAGAACUGAGGAUGUGCUCUCCGCAGUCAUGCGUGUGGGAUCCAGAUCUGUUUAGGCUAGGUUAGUGCUUGAGUAAUUCAUGUACACGUGUCUGUUGUUCUCGGGCUGCGGAAGACCGCCCCUGUGAUGCAAAAAAACAAUAAAUAAAUACAUAUUUUACAAUGUAAAAAAAAUAAAUAAAAAUAAAUACAUAAUAUCACGGCACGGUGGUUAACUGGUCAGAGCGUCUGCCUCACAGUUCUGGGGACCGGGGUUUAAUCCCUGGCCCCACCUGUGUGGGGUUUGCAUGUUCUCCCCGUGCCUGCGUGGGUUUUCUCCGGGCACUCCGGUUUCCUCCCACAUCCCAAAAAAAAUGCGUGGUUGGUUGAUUGAAGACUCUAAAUUGCCCGUAGGUGUGAAUCUGAGUGUGAAUGCUUGUUUGUUUAUGUGUGCCCUGCGAUUGGCUGGCAACCAGUUCAGGGUGUACCCCGCCUCCUGCCCGAUGAUAGCUGGGAUAGGCUCCAGCACGCCCGCGACCCUAGUGAGGAUAAGCGGCUCAGAAAAUGGAUGGAUGGACAUAAUAUCACACCUAUCUGAUGCAACUGAAAUUGGAAAAUAAUGUAAAAUAAAUAAAUGUGUCAUUAAAUAAAUGAAUAUAUAUGUACACGUGUGUGUGUGUGUGUGUGUGUGUGUGUGUGUGUGUGUGUGUGUGUGUGGAUAUAAAUAGUCAACACUACCCGAUUGACAGGUUUUUGUGAUGUCAAAAAUAUGACCAAGAUGUUAAAAAAAACAUAUAUUUUUAACAUCUUGGUGGCAGGUGUGUGGUUGGUGUGUGCUUGGUGUGUGUGUGCUUUAACAUUCGGUUGAAUAUGAUUGGUUAAAAUCUGAAAACGGCCACAUUCCCAGUUUAUCAGUAUUUCAAUUGAGCCGUAUGUAAUUGCGCUGAUGCCACAUUAAUGGUGCAAAAAAGUUUUGGUCUUGUUUUUCUUUUUUGUCACAGAAAAACCUAUUAUUUGAAAAGGGGUGUGUUGACUUUUUAUAUUCAUUGUUACAAAAUAAAAGUAUAAAAAUAUAAUAAAAUAUUUCCAUAGAAAUACAAAUACAGUUAUCUAAUAUUUGAUAUACAUUAUAUUUCUGUAAAUAAUAAGAUAAAUAAAAAAUGUUUGCUUCUUACUUUGGUUCCUUUCCAGCCCUCGGAAAAGAAUAAUACAAAUGUUAUAUUUGCCUUUUUAAAAAUAAAUAAAUAAAAAGCUAUUCUUAGUUGUGCUAUUUUGUACCUUUAGCUCCCAUGUUGGUGGGGCUCCCGUUGUCUCUAAGUCUUUGCCAGGACAACCAAAAAAUGACAGCGAUAUUCAUUAUCAAGGCCAUAAGAGAGCGAGCCAAGGCAGUUAUUCCCACAUUCUCUGUAAAAUAAGUAAAUCAAUAGUAAAGAAAAAAGGAAGUUCAUAUGUGUGUCAGUGAACAUGUUGACUGAUGAGUGACAAGAAUUUGUUGUGAUCAUGGCUGAGGCCAUGCAGAAAAAGCAUCACCACAAGUGCAGAUAAGUGUUUUGCUACAGUGAAAUCAAGUACAAACGUUAAUCACAGUCUUUCUGCACCAAAUUAAGGGGAUACUGGCAAAUGUUAACAAAAGAAUUGGUCCCAAACACAAAACAAAAAGAAAAACGUGGAAUGUCUAACACAUCUCCAAUUCAGUUUUGAGUGGU
Phycodurus eques (leafy seadragon) is the source of this 4019-nucleotide messenger RNA. RefSeq names its product platelet-activating factor receptor (gene ptafr). Gene Ontology annotation, biological process: chemotaxis; G protein-coupled receptor signaling pathway. The record is from RefSeq and is a predicted model, not a curated record. Gene Ontology annotation, cellular component: membrane. NCBI's taxonomy places the organism in Eukaryota, Metazoa, Chordata, Actinopteri, Syngnathiformes, Syngnathidae. The transcript is spliced from 3 exons. Bases 99 to 1289 code for a protein of 396 amino acids. Gene Ontology annotation, molecular function: platelet activating factor receptor activity; G protein-coupled purinergic nucleotide receptor activity.